AUGGAGAACUCCAGCCAGGUAGCACCCCACAGCGCUGAAGAUCUCUCCGCACUUGAGCAGCCCCAGCACCAGAGACCAGUCCACAUGAACCCUCCUCUGGUAACCCCAAUCCAUUCGGCUAGGAGAGAGAAGAUCAAAUGGCCAAAGAUGCCAGACAACAUCGUGUGGAUGCAGCUUGAUGACGACCUCGAUGGCAUCCUGGAAGCAAUCUCAUCAGGCCCAGUACACAAGAAGGUUGACUCAAUCACAACCAUAGUGUACAACCUCGCCAAGGAACGGCCUGGAAAACCAUCAACUGAGCUGAAUACGAAAGAACCCAUGUGGCAGGAAGUUCAGGACAUCGUCCGCAAAGCCAAAUCAUCAGCUGCCCCCGGUCCAAGUGGUAUACCAUAUAAGGUGUACAAGAAAUGCCCAAAACUCCUUCGGAGGUUGUGGAAGAUCAUGAGGAAGAUCUGGGCCAAGGGUACAAUUCCACCAAGCUGGAAAUUGGCAGAAGGAUGUUUUGUUCCAAAAGAGGAGGGGUCCUCCGCAAUCUCCCAGUUCAGGACAAUCUCCCUCCUGAAUGUAGAGUGCAAGAUCUUCUUCUCAGCGCUGGCAAGAAGGAUCACCUCUUACAUGACGCAAAACCACUACAUCAAUACAUCCAUCCAGAAAGGUGGCAUCCCAGGCUUUUCGGGCUGUCUGGAACACACCUCGAUGAUCAGCCAAUUGAUUCGAGAAGCAAAGCAGAACAGAAGCGACCUAACAGUUGUCUGGCUAGAUCUCGCUUAUGGGUCAAUCCCACAUGACCUCAUCCAAGAAGGACUUGACCACUAUUACAUCCCAGUGGCGAUUCAAGACAUGAUCACCACCUAUCUGGCUGGGUUCAAACUCAGAUUUACAUCAGCCCUUUUCACCACCAGCUGGCCGGACCUCCAACUGGGGAAGUGGUUCAAUGUGUCACUGACAGAUGGUGCCAAUGUUGCUGAGUCUGUGAAGCAGACUGAGGAGUGGCUGAAGAAGACUGAUACAUCUUUACUUCCGGGCAAGUUCAAGACCUGGCUGUACCAACACAGCCUCUUGCCCAGGCUCCUUUGGCUCUUCACUGUCUACGAGUUCCCCAUGACUGCCGUAGAGGCCAUUGAGAGGAAGACCAACAAGCAUAUACGAAGAUGGCUGGGCAUUCCCCCAAGUUUCUCCUCAGUGGGCCUUUACAACCUGUCUGGGCAGCUGCAACUCCCCCUGUCAUCAGUCGUGGAGGAGUACAAGGUUGCGAAAUGCAGAGUCGUGUUAAGCCUGAGGGAUUCCAACGACGACCUGGUAAAACAAGCAGGUGUCACAACCAGGUCCGGGAGCAAGUGGGCUACCAAUGCAACUGUGGAGCAGGCAGUGUGCUCUCUAAAGCUGCGAGACAUCAUCUGCAACCAAUGUGUCCAUCGGCAAGGCCUCGGCUCUGUUCAUUUCCAAUCUUGGGGGGACGCAAAUGCAAGGACCAGACGAGACAUGGUGCAGGGGGAGGUCCACAGCAGAGAGGAGGAGAAACGGAUAGCCAGGGCAGUGGAACAAGGUUCCCAGGGGGCUUGGACAAAAUGGGAUCUGCCCAAGCGCAAGGUCACGUGGCGAGAGCUGUGGCGACUGGAGUCUUACCAUAUCUCCUUCCUCUUGAGAGCGGGAGAGAGGCAAGAAGAGGCCAGCUGGCACAGUCUCAGGGAGAGCGAUCACUUUCCUUAA
Messenger RNA from Epinephelus lanceolatus (giant grouper), 1710 nucleotides. The record is from RefSeq and is a predicted model, not a curated record. Lineage: Eukaryota; Metazoa; Chordata; Actinopteri; Perciformes; Serranidae.